Molecule: messenger RNA, 5970 nt
Organism: Dermatophagoides pteronyssinus (European house dust mite)
Lineage: Eukaryota; Metazoa; Arthropoda; Arachnida; Sarcoptiformes; Pyroglyphidae
Gene: gig
Product: TSC complex subunit tuberin
Biological process (GO): regulation of small GTPase mediated signal transduction; negative regulation of phosphatidylinositol 3-kinase/protein kinase B signal transduction; negative regulation of TOR signaling
Cellular component (GO): cytoplasm; nucleus; TSC1-TSC2 complex
Molecular function (GO): GTPase activator activity
Source: RefSeq, a predicted model, not a curated record
AAAUCCCUCGAUUGUUAAACAACAACGAAACAAUCAUGAAUGAUCAAUCAAAUAUAAUGAUUUUACGUAAUGGUACGUGGGAAAAUCGUUGUAAAAAUCUUGAAGAAUUAAUACAAUUAAAUUAUGGAAAAUAUCCAAAAAAUCAAAUUGAACAUGAAAAAUAUUUAAGUUUUAUAUUUGAAAAUACAAUUGAUUUAUUAUUGGAUAAAUCAUCAUCAAUACCAAAUGAAUGUAGACAUCGUAUUUGGCGUUCAUAUUGUAAAUUAUUAAAUGGACAAGCUGAAACGAUUGGUAUGUUACGUUAUUAUUUAUUCAAUACAAUAUUGAAUUUGGAUAAUAAUGAUGAUAAUGAUGAUGAUUAUGAUGACAUUCCUGAUAUAAUUGAUUUUCUUGUCGCAUAUCAAUCCAAAUCAAUUAUGGAAUUAGAAUUGAUUUAUGAAUUUUUAAAUGUUGUAUUAAGCUAUUCACAUUUACCAACAGAAACAUUAAGUCAAUUUAUAGUUAUAUUAUGUAUUGGUCUUAAUCGUGAUGAAUUAUAUAUAAUUUGUCAAAAAAUUAUGCGUAAUUUAAUUGGAACAUAUCUUGGUUAUGAUGCAUUAACAACAUUACAUCAUAUUAUUGAAGAUGAAAUUAAUUUUAAAGAUAAAUUAUUAAUACGUGGUGCUGUUUAUUUUCUUGUACAAUCAUUAUGGGGUAAUAUGAUGAUUAAUCAAAAUGAUAAACAAAAAACAACAAUUAGUGCAAAUGUUAUAUUACCAUCAUUUAAAAUUUUAUUAAAUAAUGAUAUGGCUUCUAGUCCUUUAAUUGCAUUGGAAAUUGCAAAUGGUAUACAAAUGUUUAUUAUUGAUUCGAUUAAUCAAAAAUCAUCAUCAUCAUCAUCAACUAUAUUGGAAAAUAAUCAACGAUCAUCGAAUGAAUCAAUAAAUUCAUUAAAAAGUUCGAAUAUUAUCUAUCAAUAUACAUGGGAUCUUGUAUUGGAUGUUUGUGAUAUGCUUGUUAAUAAUUAUCUAUUAUUAAUACAAAAUGAUACAACAAUUCAAUUGAAAUCAACAAUACUUUCAAUAUUAAAAUUAUUGGAACAGGUUGUUUUUUUCAAUAUUAUUACUAUUGAUGAACAUUAUUUUGAUGAUGAUGAUGAUAAUGUUGAAGAUAUUGUUGUUGAUGAUAACAAUGGUGAUGAUAAUAUGGAAUAUUCAUUAAGAUUUUUAUCAAAUAAUGAAUAUUAUAUUGAAAAAAUUUUUACCAUUUUUGAAAUGGCUAGUGAUCAUCUUACGAAUGAAACUAUUUACAAUCUGAUUGAACAUCGUUUGAAACAUAUAAAUCAUAUUGAUAAAUAUCGUUUCGAUUUGGAAUAUAAAUUAAAACAAUUAAAACAUGUUAUUAACAUAUAUUUUAUAUCACCGAAAAAUAAUUCAAUUCGUUUGAAAUGUUUGGAAAAAUUGGAAAAUUUUUUAAAUGUUUCGACAUUUUUAGAUGCUGAUGUUUUUUGGGAAAAUGUCGCUUCGAAUUUUUUCUCCAUUUCCAAUGAUGAUAAUAAUCGACAAUCAUUACGUGAAUUGGCCAUAAAUUUUCUAAUAUUUUUGGCUAGAAAAUUACAAUCAAAUAAAAAUUUAAUGGAAUUUAUUGAAAUAUUUGAACAUACUAUUCAUAAUCGAUUUCGUUUAUAUCGUCAACAUUCAAUUGAAACAGUUUCAUUGAAUCAUCGUUCACAAAAUAAUAUUGGACCAAUAAUAACACAUCAAUUGUCGGCACCAAAUAAUGUAAAUGAAAUUAAUAAUAUAUUUGAUGAUGCUAUUCGUUCGGUUGAUGGUUUAAUAAUAAUAUUUAUUGAAAAUAUUAAUCAUAUACAAUGUCAUAUGGCUGCUAUACAAUCAUUUCGUUCAUUGAUCAAAAUUUUAGCUUUUGUUCAAAAAUUACAUUAUUUACAUUCAUUUUCGGGUGAAAUGGAUUCAUUAUCAUCAUCAUCAUCAUUAUAUAAUCGUACAUUAUCAUUAAUAAAACGAAAAAUCUUUCAUACAAUAUUAUCAUUACGUACAAAUCGAUGGGCACAAUUAGGAGUGGUGAUUGAUAAUAUUUCCACCACCACCACCAAUCAUCAUCAUUAUCAUAAUCAUGAUACGUCCAAUCAAGAUUUAGAAUCGAUUCGUUUUUCUCCAUACAUAUUGAUUCGUGAAAUAAUGAUUGUUUCAAAUCAACAAUCAAGUCCACCAAUCAGUCCACAACGUCAACAAACAUCGACAGUUGUUAAUGAAACAAAUUCAAAUAGUCCCAUUAUAAAUACCUCAUCACCAUUAUCAUCUUCAUCAACAACAACAACAACAACAUCAUCGACAACAUUAUUAUUUCAUGGUGCAUUCAUCGAUGCUCUUAAAUUGAUUAUCGAAACAAUACAAUGUGAAAAAGAUUGGUCAGUUUUACAUUUAAUAUUUAUUGAGCUUCCAAAAACAUUAAAACAUAAAGGUUUAAUAUUGGCUGCUAAUGCAUCGACAAAUUCAUCCAAUCAUUCAACACCAUCAUCAUCGAUGACACAUUUAUCUAUCAAAACGGAAUCAAUUCCUGAUCUAAUGGUUAAUGCUCUUUGUACAUUUAUUGAUUUUGUAUUGAAUCGUUUCAAUGAAUUACAUUUGGGUGAAGCAAAAAUGAGCAAAGUAGAUAUACUUGUCCAUAUCUAUAAUUCAAUUUCAGCCUUGGUUGGCUAUAAACUACUGUCCACAUCACAGAAUUCGAUUGUAAAAUAUCUACUAAAUGGUUUGAUACAUUUUUCAUCAAAAAUGUCCUGUCUUCGACAAUGUAUUGUAUCAUUAACAAUUUGUUCGAUUGAAAUGCAAACAACAAUGAAUCGUUAUCUAUCCGAUACUAUUAUGCAAUUAAGUAAAAUUACAACAACAAAAGCAUUGGCCAUACCGAAAUUGGAAUUUUUAUCCAAUAUAAUUGUAUUUCCGGAUAUAUAUUAUACAUUUACAAAUAAACAAUAUUUAUCAAUAUUUAUGAUUGCACAAUCAUAUAUAAAUCCAUGUAAAUAUGGUGAAUAUACUGUUGCAUUAGCAUUACGUGUUAUAUCAAUGUGGUUUCUUAAAUGUCCAAUACCAUGUCGUAUGGAUUUGGUACAUUUAUUGAUGAAAGGUUUUCAAUAUAAUAUACUAAAAGAUAAUGAAUCAAAUCAAUUAGCAUUAUUAAUGGCACAAAAAUUAACAACCGAUUCAACAAAAUCCAAUAGUAAUCGUUUUUUAUUGGCUUCAAGUCCACCACCACCUCCUUCAACACCAUUAACACUUAAUACAUUUUCAUUUCAAUCUUUUAAUAGUUUAAGUGGUAAUCAAACAAAUGAUCAUCAUACACAACAACAAUCAUUUAAUUUUUCAUCAUCAUCGGCAUUCAAUAUGGUUGGCCAUGGUCAACAGCUUGGUAAUGAUAGUGUUAUAUUUGAUCCGAAUGAUAAGGAAAAAUCAAAAUUUGAAUUAGUUGAAGUUUGUAUGGAUAUGUUAGCAUCGAAUGCAUUUACAACAUCAUCACCGCUUCCAUUAAAACCAUCAAUGAUUGAUAAAUUAUUGAAUAAAGAUAAAACACAAUAUUGGAUGAUUGGACAUAAAAUAAUACAAAUAACAACAACUGGUUGUACAUCAAGAGCAAUGAGAAAUGGUCUUUGUAAUAAAUGUCAUUUAAUAUGUCAUAUGAAUCGAUCACCAAAAUCAACAACAAUAAAUAAUUCAUUAAAUAAUUUAAUGAAUAAUUGGAAUGAAAAAUUUAACAAUGUAAACAAUGAUUUGAAUCAAUCAAUUAUUGCGAAUAAUUUUGAUCAAUCAUUAACAACACAACAACAACAACAAGAUAUUGCAAUUAGACGUCGACAUCGUUCGGAAAUUAAUCAUAGUACAACAACGAAAAGUUCAAAUUAUAAUAAUGAUGAUUAUUUUAUUAAUCAACAACAACAACAACAACAACAGAAUAUGAUUCAAGGAUCAUCAUCAUCAAUUGAAUCGGAUUCAAAUGUUGUUAGUAGAUACUGCCGUUGUUGGUGCCAAACAUGGGCUGAAAUAUUAAUUCGUCGUUCAACCGGUACAACAAGAUUUAUACUACGUGUUGAAAAUAAUUUGGGUGAAUUUCCAAAUUGGAUAUCAUCAAAACAUGAAGAUGAUUCAUUAGCUCAAAUAUUUGAAAAUUCAUUUCCAGAUUUAAAUAUUGUAUCCAAUUCGAAUAAUGAUAAUAAUGAGAUCUCAAAACAGGAUUCUAAUCAAAAUGAUGAUGAUGAUGAUGCCAAAUCCAACUCAGGGACUAUUUCUAGUUUAAAUGAUCAACAAAAACAACCGCAGGAAAAAGCCAAAAUUUCUCAACCAGUUAGUCGUGCUGCAUCGUUUGGUGGUAGUCGUACAUUACAAACUCAUAAUAUAACCAAAUUUUUUGAUGUUCCACAAACACGUAAUAAUAAUGAUAUGGAAACCGGAAAAUAUCGUAAUCAUCAUCAUGUUCGUAAGCUUGAAAAAGAUUUUUCAUUCGAAGAAAAUACACCGAAUGGUUCACAAACAAGUCUUGUAUCAUCCAGUGGUAGUGGUGAUAAUGAAUCAUCAAAAAAUUUUCAACCUUCAACAAUGUUUCGUGAUCGUGGACAUACAAUAUCUGUGAUGACACCGGUACAGAAAAGUUCCAGUUCAUCAUCGGCUUUUGGUAGUGGUGUAGGUCAUCAUGAAUCAUCAAUGUCAGCAUCGAAUAUAAAUUUAUCUUCACGGCAACCAUUUUCACCCGCUGGUCUUUCACCACAAUUUGUGUUUUUACAAUUAUAUUAUAAUUCUAUGUUUAAAGAUAAAAUCUGUCUGCCUAAUUCGAAUGUUGAUUUUGAAAAACCUAUUCAACUUGAACGUAAUGAUGCAUUGAAAAUAUCGUUAAGUAUUUUCGAUCGAAUAACGCCAUAUGAAACGCACAAAAUUGGUAUACUUUAUAUUGGUCCUGGUCAGACAAAUAAUCGUGCCGAUAUACUUGCCAAUCGAAUUGGAUCAUUUAGAUAUGCAAAAUUUUUAAAAAAUAUUGGACAAUUAAUUUCGCUGGAAGAUAUUGAUCCACGUGUAUUUUAUGUUGGUGGUCUUGGUGUUAAAGAUGGUCCAUAUGCUAUUUCAUGGUGUGAUCAUCUUGUACAGAUGAUAUUUCAUGUUGCUACAAUGAUGCCUACAUUAGAUAAUGAUCCAAAAUGUAAUAAUAAAAUGGCACAUAUUGGUAAUGAUUUAGUUUGUAUUGUUUAUAAUAAUAGUGGUGAAAAUUUUGAUCUUUUUUCAUUGAAAAGUGGUUUUGGACAGGUAAUGUUGGCUGUCGUAUUAAUAACACCAUUAGAAUAUGAUAGUAAUAUUGUCGAAAUAAAAAGUAGAAAAGAAUUUGCCGAAUUUAUUGGUUACACUGAAUCGCAGGUGUUAUCGGAUGAUGCAUUACCUGUUUAUGUACGACAAUUGGCUAUUCAUGCAAAUUUGGGCGCAAUGGUCUAUCAUCCAAAACAAGAAAUGAGAUCAUAUCAUAUAUCGAAUUGGCUUUCACGAUUACGAAAUAUAAAACGUGUACGUAAACGUGCACAAGAACAUUAUCAACAACAACAACAACAAAAUCAACAACAGCAGCAACAACAACAACAACAUGGCCAAAUGGAUAAUCAUGAACGAUAUUCGAAUCGAAGUAAUACUAUUGGUACAAGAAUGGUACGACAAAAUCAACAAUCAACAUCUAUUGGUGAUGAAUCUAUAUCAUCAGCAACAACAACAACAACAAAUUCGGCAAUUAGUCCAAAUAUUUAUAACAGUGGUGGUGGUAUUGGUAAUUCAUUCGAUUAUGAAACAUUAUCAUCACAACGAUUAGUGUUUCCGGAUUUUACUGAAUUUACAAAAGAUUUUUGAUUUGCAUAUGAAUCAUGUUUCCAUCUAAAAAAAUGAUGAUGAUAAUUAAUGUCAUUGUUGAUUUAUAAUUUGACAAACAAACAAAAAAAAAACAAGAAUU